Molecule: messenger RNA, 4892 nt
Organism: Nomia melanderi (Alkali bee)
Lineage: Eukaryota; Metazoa; Arthropoda; Insecta; Hymenoptera; Halictidae
Gene: Spred
Product: Sprouty-related protein with EVH-1 domain
Biological process (GO): multicellular organism development; negative regulation of MAPK cascade
Cellular component (GO): membrane
Molecular function (GO): protein kinase binding
Source: RefSeq, a predicted model, not a curated record
AUCGAUGAAUGAAUCCUGUUGCGCAGACCGGUAGCUUUCAUUGUAAAAGAGUCGAUAGCUACCGUAUAGUCAGUCGGGCUCGUGGGGUGAACGUCGGUGCGCGAAUUUCGCUCACUAGGUUUUCUGUAAUUUUCCUGGGAAAUUGGAAUCGAACAAACCGUAAAAUACAGUUGUACUCGUAUACGAUGACCAGUGUUCCAAUUCACGAAGAUUCUGUGGAGAAUAUGCAGAAGAAAAGAUGUUUUCGAAACGAAAGCGACGGUCGGUAAAACUGAAGGGAGCAGGCGUGGACUGUGGAUUCGAGUCGGGCGUGGGGAUGAACUCUACGGGGAAUGCGAGAGGGAGGAGGACUGGGGCGCUUCCUGUGGUUGGCACUAGCCUAAAAAAGCUCCAUAAACAGAAUCGCGGCCGAAUGUCUUUUCAAUGCAACGAAAAUGGUGAAGUGUGGGAAAAGGUGGGCAUUGAAUAAAGGCUUCGACAGCUCGAACCAUGACAGAGGCAUCGGAGGAUGGUAACUAUCUGGUGAGGGUUCGUGCCCAGGUAAUGACAAGGGAUGAUAGUUCCGGUGGUUGGGUUCCUUUAAGUGGCGGUGGUUUAGCAAAUGUUUCGGUUAGAAGAAGAGCUACUUCUUCAGGUGGGCAUCAGUCUAAUAAUACCAAUGGAUCUGGUAUUUCUACUUCGACUGUCAUACCGUCUACUACCAACUCUACGCAAUCUAUAUCAACUGCAGCUGUCACUACAACCCAAAGUCAUGGAUCUUCAAACAAUUCCCCCCUUGGUGCAACGAAGAAGAGGCACGAGUAUCUUAUUUAUGGGAAACGAAUCACCGAUCAAUCGGUUGUUCUUAGUUGUACAAUUAAGAAAGACUUUGAGUAUAAUAAGGUAAUGCCAACCUUUCAUCACUGGAGGACAGGAGAGAAAAGGUUUGGCUUGACGUUUCAAACAGCUGCUGAUGCAAGAGCUUUCGAUAAAGGUGUUCGAACAGCUGUUGAAGAAUUAUUAGAAGGGUUGGCCAAUUCAACGUUGUAUGGUAAUUCAUUAGACGCUGGUGAUGAGGAUGUUUUUAUGACUUUGAACUUGCCUGCGGAACCACCGGAGCCACGUCCGUCGUUAGAAACAUCUCGUAGCAUAGUUCGAGUGACCAAUUGUCAUUCCCAGUGUUCAGAUUUUCCCGAUUCACAAAAACCUAUCCAUUAUAUCGGUGGAUCAUCUAUAAAAGUGCCACCAUCUCAACAUCCUUUGGCAUCAACUGCAGAUGCUGGAUCAGAUAAUUACCCUUAUGUGCAGCUCACAACGCUUAACCACGAGUAUUUAUAUCCUAUUAUUGAUGAUCAUAAAGGAGAUCGGUUAGAUAGAUCUAAUACUGGCGGUUCUUUGAAGAAGCCAGAUAUUAUAGUAUCUCAACCUACGAAAAAUACUAUGAAACGUAAUAUUCGAUUACGAUGUAAACAUUGCCAAGAGUUGUAUACUGAACAGCACAAUCCAAGAGGAUCUUGUGAAUAUGCUCCUGACCCAGUUAAACGUGGAAUCGCAAAAAUUUCAUGUCUGUCGUGUGCUCAGGGCAUGUUAUACCAUUGUAUGAGUGAUGCCGAAGGUGAUUUCUCCCAAAAUCCUUGCAGUUGUAGCACAGAAGAAGGAUGUGGACGCAGGUGGUUUGGUUUGGCAUUAUUGUCACUGAUCGUUCCUUGCUUGUGGAUUUAUCCUCCACUCAGAGCUGUUCAUUGGUGUGGCACGUCCUGUGGAAUGUGCGGGGGACGACACCAUCCGAUGGAAUAACUGGAGGAACCCUUUGAUAUCUCUCCUGUAUACUCAGUCGAAUCAGCCAACUUUUCUUCAUCACGUGGUGCUGUAGCCAAUGUGUACGAAUGUCACGAUUUGAGUAUGGGCCGUUGUCAGAGGUAUCAAAGGGGCAGACAGCUUCCAGUACAUGCACUUAUCCAUCAGCGUCGUGUCUGAACUAUAUUUUGUUUCAAAAAAUAAAAGAAAAAGAAAAAAAGAUACGAGCACAAAUUAUCGCAUUUAGCCGUAAUACCAUGUAUAUUCCAUACAUUUUGUAUAUUUUAUUAGCAAAAUGCAUUAUUUAAUCACAUCUCUGUACAUUAAACAGUUUGAGAAUGGACGUUGUUUAACAUAUACUCUGAAUGAUUGGUCCAUAAGAAUAGUAUUUGGACUGACCAACUAUUUGUGAUACAUGGUGCACAUUGUGAGAAUUCAGUCGAGUUGCGAGAUAUACAAAAUUUUUUAUUCCCAGUUUGAAAGCUAGAGUUUACCUUGCGUGAAACCCUUUACGAUAAAAAUAGUAAAGGAAUCACUUACUACACAAUCACAGACUUCUUAGUUUUGUUGUAAUUAAAUUCGAGGCGUUAUUUAUUUAUUUUUCUUGUGCAUUUUUUCUCAGAAAUUUGAAGUGAUUAAAUUUUAUCACUAUAAUAUAUGUUACAUGAAUUCUUUUUUGUUUUUUUAAAUGUAACAUUUUAUGACAUCGUAUUUAAAUUUAGUGUCAACAAUAUUUGUACUAUACUUAUUUUCAUAAAAUCCUUUUAGUAGGAAUUACAUGAAUUAAAUUUGCUUGAAUUACGAAUUAGGAAAAAAAUGUAUAUUUAUUUUUUAAGCUUUAAAUUUUUAACAGGAGAGAGUAAAGAUUUUUUACCUAUUUCAUUAAUUAGCACAAACUGGUUGUCAAGAGUUAGUUGCACUUUCACAAAUAAGUAUCAAAAUUAACGUUAACAGUUGUAUGUUAUUAAAAAUGGUCAUAGGCAGUCAUUUAGGAAUGACAGUGAAUGUCUAUAGCGAACAACUUUUUUAUUAUCAAAUGCAACAUUGUUUUAAGGUCCCUUAUAUUGUGCUCUUUGUAAUUUUAAAAUAUCAUUAAUAUUUAUAUAGUCAUUUAUCUGUUAAAUGAAAUUUCUUAUGCUACUACGUUGGCAUAAUGUUAAAUGCUAAAUAAUAUCAGUAUUUACAAACAGGUACUUCUAGUACUAUCAAUCUUAUUGUUACUUCAUGCACAAUGAAGAUAAGUUCAUGAUACAUCAUAUACAUAUAAUAUUAGUUUGAGGCUUAUUACUCAUUGGAACACAUUUUUAGUUUGAAGCUGAAUGAUAAAAUGAGUUAUAAUAAUACUGUAAACUUGUACCUAUAUUGAAGUUAAAUCUUAUACAAACUUAAUUUUUUUGCUUUUCGUGGAAUGUAGUGGAUUGUUUGAAAAUUUAAAUCUCUAUUUUAUAGUGUAUUAUAGUCCUGUAAUAUACGUAUUGGCAUUGUUAAAAUUUCUAAUUUACAUCUACUUAUACUCCCAAUUAUUUUUCUAAUUUUACUAUUAAUUAGUAGGUAGUUCAUUUCAUUCUAUGUAUUCUAUAAUUAUUGAACGAUAUGUACACCAUUUGAAUGUUUAGAAAGUUAAGAUGCUUUUGAAAGGGAUGCAGAUGGUUUUUAGCAAUAAUUCUGCUUAUUAUUAAUCUUAUUGUACAUUCUUUAUUACCAGCUUUACAAAUCGUAAUACAUGGUUUUAGAGUUUUAUGUGCUCGAAGGAUCUGAUUUUUAUAUUUACAUUUUUAUUGACACAAUGUUAAAUCUGACUUUAUUGAAAUGCAAGCGAUUAAAUGUACCAUUACGAGCAUAGUUAUUUUUUUGCUCAGUGUACGUGACCAUAAAUAUUAAUGCAGGGAAUCUUAUUACAAUUUUCAAUCAAAGCUUUUAAAAUAUCAUGAUAGGUGAUUCAUUAAUCAUGUUAUAAAUGUUGUAGAAAGUUUUUACAUUAUUUUUAAGGAAUAGAUGAUCAAGUCAGAUGCAGCUUUGGGAUAGUACACUAAUUAAUUAUUGUAUGGCUUGAUUUACUAAACCACCAAUCUUCGUAUCUUGCAAAAUUUUAGUUAUUAAAGAAAGAAAAGAAAGAUAUUUUAGAAACCUACAUAUAUGCAGUGGAAAACAAAAUCAAUAAUUAUUGUUCGAUAAGUUUUGUUAUGUUUCAUGUUUCUAGUCCAAUAAUAGUAAUGUAUUUUUAGUUCAUUUUAAAUUGAAACAAUUUCUUUUUUGUCUCAACACUUUUUACUCAAAAUUUUAUGAGACGUACAUAUAGAUUUUAUAAAUCUAUGCAAGAGAUGAAAGUUUUUUUGAAAAACACUAGAAUAUUUCACAUUUACUGUAUUAUGUAUUUAAUUUUAAUUAGUUUUUCUUUGCUCCUAUUUUCUAUUCUCUCAAUUUCUAAAUGCUUCCUAAAGUUCUGUGACAUAAUUAAAUAUUUCAAACUAGUGUGCACAAAUUUAUGUUUGUAUUUGUAAAUUGGUUAUUCAAAAAAUUCAUGUAAUAAGAUCUAUAAUACUUAUCUCCCUAAGCUCAAUAGCUUUUAUUAAAGUGUAUGUUCAAAUGUUUGCUCUAAAACAAUGUUACUGGAAUUUCGUCUUUAAGAGUUUAAAAGUAGAUACAGUUACAUUUGUUGAAAUGCAAUAGCUGUUUUCAUCAUUCUUAAAAUAUCUAAUUAUUAAUAUCAUAUACGCGUUUUACAGUAUAUUAUAUCAUUGUCAUCAUUAAUGUAGUAAUGUAAUAGUAAUAUUUUUCCCAGUUGUGUUUACCUUCCCAUAGGAUAAAUGUUCUUAGCUUCAACAAAUCUAAUAAAAUUGAUUACUUUGUAAUAAGUAUUUUCAAGAAUAACUUCAAUUAUAUUUCGAUUAUAAUAUAUGUACCAUGCAUUCUUAACAUUAGCAAUUUAUUAGCAAAAUACAUUUGCAAUUUUACUUAGUGAGCUUAGGGGGAGAUUACAUAAAAAUAAUAUAAUUUGGCUUCCUAGGUAUAUAUGUAACAUGUAAUUUAAUAUGAAUAUAUUGUGAAUCUGAUGCCGGUGAGGCAGUAUUUUUGCAAAAGAAUUCUAUAAAAAAAAUUAUGUAACUAUAAAUACA